AUGAGAGCGGUGGAAAAACUUGGAGAACAAGCAGAAGUUGAAAUUUUAUCAAAUUUACCGUUACAAAUUACUCUUCAUUAUAACGUUUGCUUGGCCCCAUUUUGGGCCACUGGGUUGAUUGUUGGCCUUAUCAGUAAGAUGGAUUAUUUGUCUAUCACUCAUGUGGUUAUACUGUUGACUUUAUUUUUCAUAACAAUUUUAGUUGAGUUUAUUCGGUUAUUUCUUGGGUACUACGGCAAUUUGAAUGAAAAGAUAUCCGCUCUAUCCGGUUUCUGGGUAACAAGUGUAAUUUUGCAAGUACCGAUUGCAGCAUUUUCUGUUUUAAAUAUUAAUAUUCCACUACCUUUAGAGAGAAUUUUGUGUCUCUACCAUGGCGUUUUUUUAUUGAUAGAGAUUAUUGCUGGCUUCCUGAUGAUCCGGAAAAUAUCGCACUACCAAAUGGCUAAAUUCAGAGAGAGAGUGCUCGAAGAAGAAAAACCGAAAAGUAGAAAUGAUUGA
This is a messenger RNA of Brugia pahangi, 498 nucleotides long. Lineage: Eukaryota; Metazoa; Nematoda; Chromadorea; Rhabditida; Onchocercidae. The record is from the annotation of a GenBank genome assembly.